AUGGCUGCCUCAUCCAGUCAACCUGAGACCAUGAAAGCAGAAUGCAGUCUCAACAACCCAAAGGUUUAUUCUUUUUUCUUAAUUCUUUUUAUAAUAAGCUGUAUUUUAUUCCUAUUACACUAUAUACAGUGUCAUUUCAUGGCCUUUAAAGAGAACUUUAUGAUUAUUUGGUGUUGUGUCCCAAAAAGAAACAUUAAAAGUUGCCAGAUGCUUUGUAAAAACUGGUUUCAUCCAGAGAACAGAAAACUACAUGCAAUGGUGUGAUCGUGUCCUUUUGGUGCAUGGGUGCUGUGAAAAUCAGGAAUAGAGUGGAGAUUACAUUUAGGGCAUUAUAUUUUGUUUGUUUGAUUAAUAAUAAAAUUAGAGAGUAUUGUUGACAGGCCUGAUUAAUUCCUAUUUGAUAGAAGGGGUUUGUUUCUAAAGACACUGUAAUACGUGUUACUAUGAUGGGGAAUUGGAGUGAUUACCCCUAUCAACGUAGUUUACAACUUAUGUACUAGCAGUUGACAGUUACCAAACCUGCUAUGUCUUUUGGUCGUGUAUUUCCUAUUCACUGUUGUUAAUAUUGUUUUUGUAGGCUUGCUAUUCUGAGACCAGUGAUCCAAUGUUGCAUGUCACUCUUCUUGGUGGUGAGUGGAGUUCAUCUGCUGGUGGUUUGUCAACAUUAAACAGGGAGCUUGCUAUUCACCUUUCAAAUCAUUCAGCAGUGAAGGUUUCUCUUCUAGUCCCAGAGGGAGCUUGUAAUUAUGAGGAAAAAAAUGAAGCCCAUACCUAUGGAAUCACUAUUGUUGAGGCGAAGAGACUUGCAGCAUUUGAUCGUCUUGAUUGGUUAAGCUUUCCACCCCAUGAGCACCUCAUGGAUAUCGUUGUUGGCCAUGGUGUAAAACUUGGUCGGCAAAUACAGGUCAUUAGAGACUCUGCUCGAUUUACAAAUUGUAAGUGGGUACAAGUGGUGCAUACUGCUCCAGAGGACUUAAGCAAGUACAAAUGCUAUGAUGACCCCAUUUCAAAAGGUGAAACAAAACACGAAUCAGAAGUUGAACUUUGCAAACUUGCGGAUCUUGUUGUCCCUGUGGGACCCAAACUAAAAGAAACGUACACUUCCUAUUUGCAGCGAUGUAAGACACAUCAAGACGUUUUGACCAUUACUCCAGGUCUUUUUCAAAGGGAGUUUGGGGAUUUAGUUGCAAAACAAGAUCCUAACGAGGAUGGUGAAUUCAAAGUGUUGUUAUUUGGUCGAGGGGAUGAUGAGGAUUUUGAACUCAAAGGAUACAACAUUGCUGCCCAAGCAUUUACUGAUCAACGGCUAAAAAACAAACCUUACCAUCUAAUCUUUGUCGGAGCACCUGAAGGAAAGCAAGAAGAAAUAAGAGAAAAACUUCUUCAAUGUGGUAUCGCAGAAGCACAGUUGACUGUUAGAAAAUUUAUACAAAGUAGAGACAGACUGAAAGAUUUGCUGUGUGAAGCUGACCUUACCAUCAUGCCAUCAAAAUCAGAGGGAUUUGGUCUUGUCGCACUUGAGGCCUUGUCUGCAGGCCUACCCAUUCUUGUAGGCAGUAGGUCAGGAUUUGCCAAAGCAUUAGAAAAUGUUCCUCAUGGUAAUACAUGCAACGUGAAUUCAGAUGAUCCCGCAAAAUGGGCAGAGGCAAUUGAAGGUGUUCGUGUUAGGCAUCGAAUGCGACUCAAAGAGAUUAAAGCACUAAAAACAUCUUAUGGAGAAAUGUACAGUUGGAAGGAACAAUGCAAAGCCCUUGUGGAGAGAAUGUGGAAAAUGGUCCAUGGUAAGAGUUGUUGCUUUGAAACUCAUGCAUAAAACAGUGAAUAUGAUGAACACUAUUUUGUACAUGUUAUUUUGACUUUUGCCUGUGUGUUCCAAACAUUAUUGUGAUCGGCCACUUAGUUACAAUCAUCUUUACAUGUUCAUUGUUUUCUUGUCUCGACACUCAUUAAUAAAACCUAGUGUUUUUGUAUUUUGGUAAUUUGGUAUUUUAGUAGUGUUGAUGUAACUUGGUAUUUCAUAGGGCCAUAAACUGUAAGUUGAAAAAGUUAUGUGUGUUACAGGUCAAAUUUGUUCUCAGGUUAAAUAUUUUUAACCUAGGUUGAUUCUUGAUUCCCUCUGUCUAUUAGGGCUAGAAGACAAAGGAAAUUGAGAAUCAACGUAGGCUAAAUCAAAAUUAACCUGGGAUCGAAUUUGACCUGCAACAUGUACAGUACGUGAAUGUUCUAUCAUGAAAAAUAUGGCUGAAGUAAUUGAAAUAAGGCAGUCCAAAUUAACAGUGCAAUGAUAUGCAAUCCAAAAGCACUUGCUAUUCCAGAACAUUUAGUGAAUCUUUUGCAGUUAACAGGUUCUUUAAAACAACUCUAUUAACUUUCUCUUCAGCAGAAAGGGGCUUUCAUCUUUUUUCUCUCACAAUGACAGUAUUUUUAAAACCAACCAACAGGGUCUUCCGAAAAUGACAACAAGCCCAGAGAUGAAGAGCCACUGGUUGAAGAAACUUCUCGUGCUGAAAAGAGAGCUCAUUUUGCAGCAGGAAGUCAAACUAAAAGUAGCUGUAAGCAUAUUUCAGGUAUGGAAAAACAUUAUUUGCUUUCUGUUGCUUCUGGUCUCUGUUAUGAGCAAAGGGUGGGGUGAGAGGCCCUCUUAAAAGUGUUUACCGUUUAAUUUGUAGCAGGGAAAAAAUCCAUACUGCAGGGUGUCCAGUUCCUGUUUUUUCCUAUUUUUUGAGCAUAUUCCUAUUUUCUCCUUUUUUUAAACCAAAACCUCCUAUUUUUCCUAUUUUUUAGUUGGUGAAGCCAUAAUUUGCAAAAAUAUUGAAAAUGGAAUAAUAGUUGUAUUGUGUUUUAGGGUGAGAUUUAUCAUAAAGCAAGUUGUAUGUUGACCUUGAUGUUCUAAUAUUAGUAAAAAUAAUAGCUACAUUUGUUCUUUCCAUGACCUCUAUUGUCCAUUAGAAUUCUGUUAACAACUUUGUUAUAAUUAUUGUUACUUUUUGCAUAAUUUUCUAGUGCACUUACAUGUACAUGUAUUGUAUGUAAUGUUUCACUUCUCAUGACUAUUAAAUAAUAUUGUGCAUAGCCCACUGAAACUGCAUUUCAGUCUCUCUACACUUCAUGAUGUAAUUAUUUUGAAGUCUUGCUCCCUUUUAUGUUCAUCUUUGAAACUGAAAACAUGAUCAAGUUGCCCUUUCACAACACAGAUCAGAUAAAUCAUCCAAUCAGCUUGUUGUUUAAAGAACUAAUCACUAGCUGGAUUCUGUAUGCUACGUGAAAAGAACAGACUCAAGUAUAGUUUACGGCACUAGCUCUCUUGGUGAGCUCUUAUUAAGAGCUAUACCUAAGCAACUGAUGAAGGAUACAAUAUUUUGGUUCCGAAACUGUUCUUCCGGUCAUAGCUAAGAAGAGAGUUAGAUUCCUCUUAGAACUUAACCAUAACGCACUGUCAUUUUGCAUACACUGCGGAAAGCCAGGUUUGGUACUUAAAACUAUGCGGUCUUUUGACUCAAACAAUCAUAUUCUCAACCAGCUACCGAUUGUAGAUUAAUGGAAGGAAAGAUAUCAUGGAAUUUUUUAGUUCAAUAUCCUUUAAUGACAACGAAAUCUUAAGAAAUUUCUGUCCUAAGAAGCUUUUCAAAGAUUUGCCGCCAACUAGAAGGGAUUUGCCAUAUGAUCAGCUUUGAUUAUAGAACGCGCUCGACCUGUAGCCAAGAAUGUCAUCCUGAUUACAGCGUAACUGAGCCAAAAAACUAAAUGUUACUGAUCUUUUUCACUCCUUCUAAGCCGCGAACGUAAAGGCUAAGGACUCGUGGCCUUUAUUAUAGCCCUGAUGGGAUGCGGGGAGACUAACUAUGUCGACAAAAGUACCAUUGAUUUCCUGUUUUUCUCCUAUUUUUUAAUACAAAGUUUCCUAUUUUUCCUAGUUUCUCAAUCCCGAGUUUCCUAUUUUCCUAUUUUUUUGAGCAACCAUGCCACUGGACACCCUGAUACUGCCCACUGAACUGAGCUGAACGAAACAACAUUAUUUAUACGGGUCACAUCUUCUAAACUGGCUACACGUAGCUUAGAAACAGGGGAAACCUGUGCUAACCUCGAUACUGACGCCUUCUAAUGUUACGGUAAAUCUCUGUUCUUGGUUUUCACCCAUGUGACCCGACGCUUGAUAACGAUUGCUAUCCGCCAUGUUGGUGUCCCUCAAACGUAACCAAAACCAGCUCGAACAGAUAUAGUUAUGGUUGUUUGCAUCGUUGUCGGUUGUUGGAGGAAAAGUGAGAAGAAAAACACCCAAGGAUUUUUUCAUAUUCCAACAUUUGUCAAGAACCAAGGAGAGGAAUUCGAAGAAACCACUACAGAGAGGAGAAAUCUCUGGAUUUCGGCCGUAAGUCGAGACGAUGACCAGGAGACAUGGUCAUUGCGGAUAAGGGUUUAAUCGUCGCAGACAGAGUUGAUACAAAGUCGUUUCGAUACAAGUUUAUUCAGUUGACUUGUAAAUAGUUUCACGAACAUGGCGUAAAGAACAAGGAAUAUUCACCCAAAAUGCUUUCCUGGUCACGCACAUACUAUACUUGUCAUACUUGCGGUGAUCGAAAUUUUUGUGCAAUUUCAAUGCUUGAGUUCGUAUCAAAACGACCGGUUUCCGCGGAGAGUGUUGGCUUAGAGCAAGCCAAGCUGGUCAUUCCAGCAUUUACAAAAGGGAAGUCACAUUUGCAUCCAGUUGAGAAAAAAAAAACAGNUUUUCUCCUAUUUUUUAAUACAAAGUUUCCUAUUUUUCCUAGUUUCUCAAUCCCGAGUUUCCUAUUUUCCUAUUUUUUUGAGCAACCAUGCCACUGGACACCCUGAUACUGCCCACUGAACUGAGCUGAACGAAACAACAUUAUUUAUACGGGUCACAUCUUCUAAACUGGCUACACGUAGCUUAGAAACAGGGGAAACCUGUGCUAACCUCGAUACUGACGCCUUCUAAUGUUACGGUAAAUCUCUGUUCUUGGUUUUCACCCAUGUGACCCGACGCUUGAUAACGAUUGCUAUCCGCCAUGUUGGUGUCCCUCAAACGUAACCAAAACCAGCUCGAACAGAUAUAGUUAUGGUUGUUUGCAUCGUUGUCGGUUGUUGGAGGAAAAGUGAGAAGAAAAACACCCAAGGAUUUUUUCAUAUUCCAACAUUUGUCAAGAACCAAGGAGAGGAAUUCGAAGAAACCACUACAGAGAGGAGAAAUCUCUGGAUUUCGGCCGUAAGUCGAGACGAUGACCAGGAGACAUGGUCAUUGCGGAUAAGGGUUUAA
Messenger RNA from Porites evermanni, 5272 nucleotides. The record is from the annotation of a GenBank genome assembly. Lineage: Eukaryota; Metazoa; Cnidaria; Anthozoa; Scleractinia; Poritidae.